Molecule: messenger RNA, 1244 nt
Organism: Boeremia exigua
Lineage: Eukaryota; Fungi; Ascomycota; Dothideomycetes; Pleosporales; Didymellaceae
Exons: 3
Coding region: 1-1143 (380 amino acids)
Biological process (GO): proteolysis
Molecular function (GO): metalloendopeptidase activity
Source: RefSeq, a predicted model, not a curated record
AUGUCGCGAUCCUUUGCGUGGUUCUGGCGCGUACUGCUGCUACAGGCAGCCCUCGUGACCAUCACAGUGUCCUGUAUCCCACCUUUCAACGAUUUCAAGUACACCGACAAUGCCACCUUGCUCGAAGAAGCAGUGCUACAGCAUGAUGCUAACCCUGCGAUGGGCUGGGCACAUGUACUUGGAGGCACAAGUCCCAUAAAGCCGUGGCCGAAGGAUGAUGCAGGUCUUGUCAAGAUCAAGUACUGCUGGUCCAACUCUGAAACCAGAGAGAAACUGAGAGAAGUCAUCCAAGGCGGCUGGGAGGUGUGGCACGAAUUACUGGGCGCCGGUGGGCCUGAUGUAGGCCAUCGUCUCGGAGGGUUGUCGGAACACGUGGAUGGUGAAGAGACGAUCUUCUGCUGGCUCGACGAGGAUCGUCAGGAAUGGAAUCCUAAGGUUCCGAGCGGUACUUUGGUAAUUGACAUCAUACCUGACAAGACCUGGGGAGGCUUCGCAACGAUGGGAUACAACCCAGUAGACUGGGACAAUCGCCCUCACAGAAACCAACUUCGAAUGGGCUGGAGUAAGGCUUUCGCCAGCAAUCCGGCCUUCCAACACUGGAUUGCCGCUCAUGAGAUCGGGCAUGUCUUUGGGCUGACACACGAGCACCAGCGUCCUGAUCGGGAUCACUACGUCCACUUCGAAUGCAAAUACCUGGCCAACUACAACAAGGCCGAGCAGAUAGCCCGCACCUCCACCAGCAUGACCAUGGACAAGCUCUGCCAAUCGCCCAUCUACUCUCUUCUCUGGCCAUGGAAUCAGCUCAACUUCGUGCCACACGAGUACUCAACCCAAGGCUACUACGACAUGCACCACACAGACCAAGACGGCAAGCCCGACGGCUUCGAUCAUCGCUACACUGUCACGCAUGACCGCGACUACGAUCUGAAGUCCAUUAUGCACUAUCCAAGCGUCAUAAACGUGGCAAGUGGUGGUCUUUUGUGCUUGCCGCAGAUGCCGCUUGUCGCAUGGAAGGAGGGCGGAGAGGAGUAUGAGCCGCCGAAGGAGGCUACGAUCGAGAAUGCGGUGAUGAUUGGUUUCAAUCUAGUGCCGACGGAGAGCGAUUUGAAGGCAGUGAAGAUGUUAUACCCAUGGGAGGGGUGAAGGCCAUCUAGGCGGCAUUCCGCGUCCGGCGUUCGAAACGAAGUAUGCGAGAAAUGGCGAAAAUGAAAUCAACGAUCGAGGUCGAGUAAAUUGGGGAGGAC